Phascolarctos cinereus (koala) is the source of this 2303-nucleotide messenger RNA. RefSeq names its product Zic family zinc finger 2 (gene ZIC2). Lineage: Eukaryota; Metazoa; Chordata; Mammalia; Diprotodontia; Phascolarctidae. Gene Ontology annotation, cellular component: nucleus. Gene Ontology annotation, biological process: regulation of transcription by RNA polymerase II. Gene Ontology annotation, molecular function: DNA-binding transcription factor activity, RNA polymerase II-specific; RNA polymerase II cis-regulatory region sequence-specific DNA binding. The record is from RefSeq and is a predicted model, not a curated record.
CCGCCCCCGCCACAGCUCCUUUAAUACACUUUGGUUCUCCGCCUGGCUUUGGACUCUUCUUCUUCUUCUCCUCCUCCUCCUCCUCUUCCUCCUCCUCCUCUCUCCGGCUUUGCUCCACAACCUAAGUACCUCGAAGCUGCAGCUCCGGGCUGCGGGAGCAGCGGCGGCAACGGCGCGGCGGCGGAGGCUAGCAGAGUAGCUGGGCUCGAAGGAGCCCGGGGCUGCGGAGGCUGAAGCUGCCGCUGCCGCCCCUGCGGCUGCUGCAAUUCGCGGAGCCACCACCGCCUGAAGCAGCCAGGACCCGAGCGAGGAGGAGGAGCCACCCGGGAGUUGCGCGAGCAGCCGGGGCAGACUCCAGCGCCUCCUCCGGGGAUAGCAGCCCGAAGCCGAGCGGGAGCGGCAGUGGGAGCAGAGCGGACUGAUCAUGCUGCUGGACGCGGGGCCGCAGUUCCCGGCCAUCGGGGUGGGCAGCUUCGCCCGACACCACCACCACUCGGCGGCCGCAGCGGCAGCGGCCGCGGAGAUGCAAGACCGCGAGCUAAGCCUGGCGGCGGCUCAGAACGGCUUCGUGGACUCGGCCGCCGCGCACAUGGGCGCCUUCAAGCUCAACCCCGGGGCCCACGAUCUGUCCCCUGGCCAGAGCUCGGCUUUUACUUCGCAAGGGCCCGGGGGCUACCCGGGUUCUGCCGCAGCCGCCGCAGCCGCCGCAGCCCUGGGGCCCCAUGCAGCCCAUGUAGGCUCUUAUUCGGGAGCACCCUUUAACUCCACCCGGGACUUUCUGUUCCGCAGCCGGGGUUUUGGGGACUCGGCCCCAGCCGGUGGGCAGCACGGGCUAUUCGGGCCAGGGGCUGGAAGCUUGCACCACCCGCACACGGAUGCGCAAAGCCACCUUCUGUUCCCAGGGAUCCAUGAGCAGCACGGUCCCCACGGCUCUCAGAAUGUGCUGAACGGGCAGAUGCGGCUCGGGCUGCCCGGGGAGGUGUUCGGUCGAUCGGACCAGUACCGCCAAGUGUCCAGCCCCCGGACUGACCCUUACUCGGCGGCCCAGCUCCAUAACCAAUACGGCCCCAUGAAUAUGAACAUGGGCAUGAACAUGGCAGCGGCCGCCGCCCACCACCACCACCACCACCACCACCCAGGUGCCUUUUUCCGCUACAUGAGGCAGCAGUGCAUCAAACAGGAGCUCAUCUGCAAGUGGAUCGACCCGGAACAACUGAGCAAUCCCAAGAAGAGUUGCAACAAAACUUUCAGCACCAUGCACGAGCUAGUCACCCACGUCUCCGUGGAGCACGUCGGGGGCCCUGAGCAGAGUAACCACAUCUGUUUCUGGGAGGAGUGUCCUCGGGAGGGCAAGCCCUUCAAGGCCAAAUACAAACUGGUCAACCACAUCCGUGUUCACACCGGAGAGAAGCCGUUUCCUUGCCCCUUUCCCGGCUGCGGGAAAGUUUUCGCCCGUUCGGAAAAUCUGAAGAUACAUAAAAGGACCCACACAGGAGAGAAGCCGUUCCAGUGUGAAUUCGAAGGCUGUGACAGACGCUUUGCCAACAGCAGCGAUCGGAAGAAGCACAUGCAUGUCCAUACUUCGGAUAAGCCCUAUCUUUGUAAGAUGUGUGACAAAUCUUACACUCAUCCCAGCUCCUUGAGGAAGCACAUGAAGGUCCAUGAGUCGUCUCCACAGGGCUCGGAAUCUUCUCCAGCCGCCAGCUCGGGCUACGAGUCCUCCACCCCACCCGGGCUAGUGUCCCCUAGCUCCGAGCCCCAGAGUACCACUAAUCUGUCUCCGGCUGCUGCGGCAGCUGCGGCGGCAGCGGCGGCGGCGGCGGCAGCAGCCGCUGCGGUGUCCGCGGUGCACAGGAGCAGCGGGGCUGGAGGUGGCGGCGGAGGCGGUGGCAGCGGCGGGGGAGGCAGCGGGGGUGCCGGUGGCGGUGGUGGAGGGGGCGGUGGCAGCAACAGCACCGGCGGGGGCGGUGGGACCGGCGGGGGUCACAGUGGCCUCUCCUCCAACUUCAACGAAUGGUACGUCUAAAGGAGGGGCCAAUCUCCUUCUCCUAACCCCCCCCUUCCAGUUUUCCCCAAUCCAACCAGCCCUCAUCCUCCACCCUUCUGCAGAGAAGGGGAAGAGAACAGUUAGUGAUUGUGGAUGUUUCUAUCAUUUUUAUUCAUACCAGCAAAAGGAUUUAAAAAGUUAAAACAAAGGAUCUAAUCUCGAAGAGCAAAAACUUCCCUUCCAAAGUCUCUGAAACGAAAAAAACAAAAAACAAACAAAAAAAACCCAGCGAGGACACCCAACAACAUCAAAAAAA